GCCAGACGUUCUGGGUUAGGUCUUGUGGGUUUCUUUAUUUUAUUUUGUUCAGUGUUUGGGUGAAUCUGAUUGGCUGUUGCUGUGAAGUGGGCGUGGCCUGCUGCCUGUGUUCAGAGUAAAUGAAGCCCCAGAGAUGCAGCAGCAGCAGCAGCAGCGAUGGCUCUCAGCCUCACUCAGGAGUAUUUCCAGAUCCCUCUGGUGACCCGGACGUACACGACGGCCUGCGUCCUCACCACCGCUGCCGUGCAACUUCAAGUCAUCUCCCCGUUUCAGCUGUACUUCAACCCAGAACUCAUCAUCACUAGAUACCAGAUAUGGCGUCUGAUCACCAGCUUCUUCUUCUUUGGUUCUCUUGGAUUUGGUUUUUUGUUCAACAUCAUUUUCCUCUAUCGGUACUGCCGCAUGCUGGAGGAAGACUGUUUCCGAGGAAGAACGGCUGAUUUUGUUUUCAUGUUCCUGUUUGGAGGAAUCCUCAUAACUCUGCUGGGUCUGUUUGCAAACAUCUUCUUCCUCGGCCAGGCCUUCAUCACCAUGCUGGUGUACGUCUGGAGUAAAAGAAACCCACUGAUACGCAUGAACUUCUUCUGCCUCCUCACCUUCCGGGCGCCGCUUCUGCCCUGGGUGCUGAUGGGAUGUUCGCUGCUGCUCGGAAACCCCGUCACCGCCGACGUCCUGGGUAUCGGCGUUGGACACCUGUAUUACUUCUUAGAGGACGUGUUUCCGAACCAGCCAGGAGGAAGAAAGCUGCUGACGACACCAGAUCUGCUGUAA
Molecule: messenger RNA, 771 nt
Organism: Xiphophorus couchianus (Monterrey platyfish)
Lineage: Eukaryota; Metazoa; Chordata; Actinopteri; Cyprinodontiformes; Poeciliidae
Product: derlin-2-like
Exons: 6
Coding region: 157-771 (204 amino acids)
Source: RefSeq, a predicted model, not a curated record